CUUUAAAGCAGGUGAAACGUAUUUAAGGGGGGCGCUUACCGUAGCUACAUAGAAACAAUCAAGUGGCACAAAAAUAUGAGUGAUUGAAAGAAAAUUCAAAAUAUAACAGUGAAAAUUUAAUUUUUCAAAUUGGGAUGUACCCUGUAUAACUUUUCAGAUUUUGCUUUUCCUGAAGAACAUUUUAUAUUUCACCUAUAGGUAAACAUGGCAGCAAUAAACAAACUGUUAAUUUUUUUAUUGGUCAAAGUGGCUGUUGCAUUUGAACCAUGUAACCCAAUUGUAUAUACACAAAGUGGACAAAUUAUAGGAACUUACAAUAUUUCCAGAUAUGGAAGAAGUUUUGCCUCUUAUAGAGGUAUCCCUUAUGCUCAACCACCUAUAGGAGAUCUCAGAUUUAAAGAGCCUGUGCCAGUACAACCAUCAUCCUUUCCAUUAGAUGCUACGAAAGAAGGACCAUUUUGCAUACAAAAGAAUUAUUUAUUUAAUACCCAUCCGCUUGUGGAAGGACAAGAAGAUUGUUUGUACCUUAAUGUAUACGCACCAAUUUUAGAUUCAACCAUAACAUUUCCCUUACCAGUGAUGGUAUUUAUUCAUUGGGGUGCUUUAAUAACUGGAAGAGGUAGCAGCGAUAUUUUAGGACCAGAAUAUUUGAUGGACAAAGACGUGAUAUUGGUUACUUUUAAUUACAGAUUGGGACCUUUUGGAUUUUUGUCAACAUUGGACGAUGAAGCGCCAGGAAACAACGGUUUUAAAGACCAAGUGCUUGCCUUGAAGUGGGUGCGAGAACAUAUCGCAAAUUUUGGAGGUGACCCAAAUCAAGUGACGAUUUUCGGUCAGAGUGCCGGAGCCGGAUCUGUUCAUUUACAUAUUUUAAGCGAACAAUCUAGAGGUUUAUUUCACAGAGCAAUCAGUGCAAGUGGCAGCGCAUUAAGCUUAUGGGCAAAACCGUUUAAUGAUUUGCAAAAAACAGUCACCGGAGUACAAGCCACUCUAGUGGGCUGUCAAAAUUCCACUGGAAGCAGUGCAGACUUGAUAAAGUGUCUUAGAAACGUACCUGCAGAAACUCUUGCCAACUCGCAAGACUUAUUUAAAAUCAUUGGCUUUGAUCCAUUGGUGGUAUUUUCCAGUGUGAUAGAAGAAAAAACCGACAGAAAUCCAAACCCAUUUUUAACUAAGCAACCCUUGCAAUAUAUUCAAGAUGGCGAUUUUUCAAAUGUACCUUGGAUCUCAGGAAAUGUCGAAAAUGAGGGAAUAUUAAGAGUAUCCAGUUUGGUCCGCCAGAAGCAACAAAGAAGUAUUUUUAAUGCCAACUGUACAUCUUUGUUACCGCAAAUGUUAGUGCUAACAGCAAGCGUGGCAGAUGUUGAAGGAGAAUUAAAUAAUAUCACCCAAAAAUAUAUGCAAGGAAAAUGUUUUGCUGACAUACACGAUCCUAAAAGUAUAAAGGGAUUGAUAGAUCUUUAUACUGAUCGAUCGUUCGCAUAUGGUUCUUAUCAGACGGCAAUGUUGCAUUCUGCAAUGGGCCACAGUCCCAUAUGGCACUAUAAUUUCAAUUACAAAGGCCAAUAUACUUUUGGGGACUUGUUUGCUGCUACCAAUGAAACAGUGAAUUUCGACUGGGGUGUGAGCCAUUGCGACGAAUUAUUGUAUAUAUUCAGAUCCCCUGCCUUAUUCCCUGAUAUAACGGACCCAACAGACAGCACCAUGAUUGACAUAAUGACGGAAUUUUGGACGAAUUUUGCCAUAACCGGGAAUCCUAUGGCGACCAAAAUAUUUGAUUGGUAUCCUCUAAAUAUAAACUCCAUUAAGGAGAUGAGAAAUCAAAAUUUUCAACAUUUAAGUAUAGAAGGAACAAAUUAUGAAAAUACGAUUUCUUUGCGGAUGGAAAAUGGUUUCCAUAAAGACAGAAUGAGGUUCUGGAGCAGGCAAAGUUUAUUGGAAAAUUUUGAUGGAUUAAAUUAAAUUUAAAAAAUAUAUAUUUUAUUUUAUUUGCCGUCAAAUUAAGAACUGCCACAAGAAGAUCGUAGAAAUGUGAUAAAAU
Molecule: messenger RNA, 2041 nt
Organism: Brassicogethes aeneus
Lineage: Eukaryota; Metazoa; Arthropoda; Insecta; Coleoptera; Nitidulidae
Source: the annotation of a GenBank genome assembly